AAGACUACCUAGGUAUAAUUCGCGUCGAGUACAGGGCGCUAUAGGAGCAUCUUGUAGCGCUGCAAGAGCCAUACUUCAUUAGUUCGUACACACAAAAGUCACAUACUUCAAGCUGAGUCGCCUGUUCUGGCUAUCGGGUCAUUUGUACUUCUCUUCAAAAUCUGCCAGACAAUAGCCAGGAGGAAUAUACACAACCGAACCGACAUGGCGCCACCUUCAUACAGCUAUGUCAAAGUUGAACUACAAGAGGCGGGUCGAAUUGCCAUCAUCAAAUAUGACCGGCCCAAGUCGGGGAACUCUCUGCAUCCCAGGCUCUUAGCGGACAGUUUAUCUGCCCUGCGGUGGGCAGAUAGUCAGCCCGAAGUUCAAGUCAUUCUUCUGACGGGAGAAGGCAAGUUCUUCUGCACCGGUAUGGAAUUGACGGACACGAAGGCUCCUAUGUCGUUCGCUCUUGGCUCAGACUUCCAUCAGUUAACGAAGAUGUUCAUUUCUACCGAGAAGAUCCUGAUAGCCGCUGUCAAUGGCCCAGCCGCAGGCUAUGGCGUGAGCAGUCUCGCUCUCUUCGAUCUUGUAUAUUGCGUCCCUGACGCAUACUUCUUUACACCGUUUGUCAAGUGGGGAAUGACUACAGAGGGAGCAUCGAGCUUUACGUUUCCGCGGCUUAUGGGUCAUCAGAAAGCCUCAGCACUAUGUCUAGCUGGAGAACCCAUCUCAGCCGAGGAGGCAGAGAAGCUGCAUCUUGUCACAAAGAUUUUGCCCAAAGAAAGGUUUCUUGACAAUGUAAUUGAAAUCGCACGCCGGGUCGCGCAAUCUCCUUCUGGAGCACUUCGAACUACAAAGAUACUCUUGAAGCAACCCGUACUUCAACAGCUACUUGAUGCGAAUGAUCGCGAGUGUCAGGUUACUCAGCAAGAAAGAUUUGGUUCGGUGGAAUACAUGAAGGCAGUCCAGCAGUUCAAGGUUGAGCAGCAAGAGAAACGCAAAUUCAAGAAUAAACUGUAG
This is a messenger RNA of Alternaria alternata, 1002 nucleotides long. RefSeq names its product ClpP/crotonase. The record is from RefSeq and is a predicted model, not a curated record. Lineage: Eukaryota; Fungi; Ascomycota; Dothideomycetes; Pleosporales; Pleosporaceae. The transcript has a single exon. The coding region runs from base 205 to 1002 and encodes 265 amino acids.